Molecule: messenger RNA, 228 nt
Organism: Nycticebus coucang (slow loris)
Lineage: Eukaryota; Metazoa; Chordata; Mammalia; Primates; Lorisidae
Product: beta-defensin 121-like
Exons: 2
Coding region: 1-228 (75 amino acids)
Biological process (GO): innate immune response
Cellular component (GO): extracellular region
Source: RefSeq, a predicted model, not a curated record
AUGAAGCUCCUUCUCCUGGUUUUGACUAUUACCCUGCUCCUGGCCCAGGUCACCCCAGUCAUGAAGUGUUGGCGUAAGUUAGGCAGGUGCAGAACAACGUGUAAAGGGAAGGAAGAAUUCUACAUACUGUGCAAAAAUCAGUCAAAGUGCUGCGUGGAUCCCAAGUAUGUACCUAUGAAAUUAGACUUCUCAAACAAAGGAAGCCUGGGAUUUACUUCUGCAGUCUGA